This is a messenger RNA of Rhinopithecus roxellana (golden snub-nosed monkey), 1481 nucleotides long. RefSeq names its product transmembrane protein 128 (gene TMEM128). The transcript is spliced from 5 exons. The record is from RefSeq and is a predicted model, not a curated record. NCBI's taxonomy places the organism in Eukaryota, Metazoa, Chordata, Mammalia, Primates, Cercopithecidae. Bases 40 to 537 code for a protein of 165 amino acids.
CCUGACGUCACUUCCGUCGCGUUUCGGGGCGGUACCAAGAUGGACUCUUCACGGGCCCGGCAACAGCUCCGUCGGCGAUUCCUCCUCUUGCCGGACGCCGAGGCCCAGCUGGACAGCGAGAGUGACGCCAGGCCGGAAACCUCCACAGCUGUUGAGAAAAAGGAGAAACCUCUUCCAAGACUUAAUAUCCAUUCUGGAUUCUGGAUUUUGGCAUCCAUUGUUGUGACCUAUUAUGUUGACUUCUUUAAAACUCUUAAAGAAAACUUCCACACUAGCAGCUGGUUUCUCUGUGGCAGUGCCUUGUUGCUUGUCAGCUUAUCAAUUGCGUUUUACUGCAUAGUCUACCUGGAAUGGUAUUGUGGAAUUGGAGAAUAUGAUGUCAGGUAUCCAGCCUUGAUACCUAUUACCACUGCCUCCUUUAUUGCAGCAGGAAUUUGCUUCAACAUUGCUCUAUGGCAUGUGUGGUCACUUUUCACUCCGUUGUUGUUGUUUACCCAGUUUAUGGGGGUUGUAAUGUUUAUCACACUCCUUGGAUGAUUUCUGAAGGGUCUGGUUUGAGACACUAAGAAGGGUAAGACAUCAGUUUGGAAAGAGACCACAUCAGUGCAACAUGAAUUCUGCUAAAAUCGAAGCAAGAACAAACAUCAAUUUAUUGUGAAGCUUGGGUGAAAAAAUGGUGAAAUCAUUAAUGCUUCACGAAAAGUUUAUGGGAACAGUGCCCCAAAGAAAUCAACAGCUUACAAAUGAAUAACUUGUUUUGAGAAGGUAUCAGAUGAUGUUGAAGAGGAAGCCCUCAGUGAGAGACCUUACACACGAAUCUCUGAGGAAAAAAUUAAUCUUGUUUAUGCCCUAAUCAAAGAGGACUGAUGAUUAACAGCAGUUAACAAUAGCAGAAACAAUAACCAGUGUCAUAGACACUGAACACUUGGUUCAGGUUACACAAUUCUGACUGAAAGCAAACUUUCCACUUGAUGGGCACCAAAACUGUUGUGCCCAGAUCAGCUGCAAACAACAGCAGAGCUUUCAAUGGAAAUUUUAAACAAGUGGGACCAAAAUCCUGAAGCAUUUGUUCAAAAAAUUGCAACAGGAUAUGAAACAUGGAUUUCGUAGCACUAUUCCUGAAGACAAAGCACAAUCAAAGCAAUGGCUACCAAGAAGUGGAAGUGCCUCACUCAAAGCAAAAGCAGACCAGUCAAGAGCACAGGUCAUGGCAACAGUAUUUUGGGGCUCAAGACACUUUGCUUGUUGACUUUCAGGAGGACCAAAGAAUGGUAGCAUCUGCUUAUUAUGAGAGGGUUUUGAGAAAGCCAACUUUAGCAGAAAAUUCUUGGGAAAGCUUCAGGAGAGUCCUCCUCCACCAUGACAAUGCUUCUGCUUAUUCCCGUCAUCAAGGGCAAUUUUGGGAGAAUUUUGGUGGGAAAUCAUUACAGUCCCAAUCUGGCUCCUCCUAACUUCUUUUUGUUUCCUAAUCUUAAAAAUUC